Penicillium odoratum is the source of this 4425-nucleotide messenger RNA. RefSeq names its product NRPS-like enzyme. Gene Ontology annotation, biological process: secondary metabolite biosynthetic process; amino acid activation for nonribosomal peptide biosynthetic process. The record is from RefSeq and is a predicted model, not a curated record. NCBI's taxonomy places the organism in Eukaryota, Fungi, Ascomycota, Eurotiomycetes, Eurotiales, Aspergillaceae. Gene Ontology annotation, cellular component: cytoplasm. Gene Ontology annotation, molecular function: catalytic activity; phosphopantetheine binding. The transcript has a single exon. Bases 1 to 4425 code for a protein of 1474 amino acids.
AUGGGAUUAAUUCAUCUAUCCGAGCAAGUGCAAGCCACUUCAUUCCGGGAUCUCCCUUCAUCUAAACUUCCGCCUUAUCAUAUCACUGGACCAAACCUCGACACAACCUUGGUUCGAGCUCACUCCUUCACUGUUCACGGAAUCCCUCUUCAAUCCAGUUCUGAUUCUCGAGCCGUCCUCUGUCGUUUUGCUCGAUUUGUCGGCGAUGUUGUCGGUUCAGAUCGUAUCGCAUUCCUAGCGGAUGCACCAGAGACCGGCCCAACCUUAGUCCAAGCUGGAAUUCCAGUCCGAGCAGCUACCGGUGUGGCCCCCGAGCCGACGCUGGAGUUCUUCGCAGGCGUGACUCAUGUUGAGGAUAUUGACUUCAAAAUUCUCAUCACGGCCUACAGCGGAUCGCGUACAACAAACGGAGUCGCCGCUUCGGCUCAAAAGGGACCUUUCCUUCUUUCGGUAGUAUAUACCCAAGAAGACACAGCCGAUAUUACUCUCCAUCUUCGAGGGGAUUACGGCGGAUGGAUUGCUGCGAAACACCUGGUCAAAUUGGCCGUUGCAUAUUUAACCUCGGGACUGUCCGACAAUAUUGCUAUUGGGGCAGGGCUGGACCCUUCCCGAGUGAACUUCGAGUCUUUUCUGCAAGUAACGCCACAAGUUCAACACAAGAAGCCAGACGUCAAUGGCUUCAAGAGAAAUGGUCAUGUUAACUCUCGCCUACUUCAUUCUGCCUUUGAGGACAAUGUUCGCCGGCACCCUCACAACGUCGCAAUCGAAUAUUUGUGCCGAGCACCUGCUACAUCCACGCGAUCAAGAGAGCACUUAUAUGACCGACGUGAUCUCACAUACGCUGAGGUUGACAGCCGAGCUAAGGACCUUGCCUCUGAGCUUGGCCUUCUGCUGCAGGUCCUAGGGGCCCGUUGGCGUCCGGCCUUAGGCGAUCAAUACGCAUUUCCCUUGUUUAUAUCACCUAGUCCGGAACUUUUCCUCUCCAUGUUGGCUGUUCUCAAAUCCGGCCAUGCAUUCUGCUCUCUCCCAGCCGAUGCGCCGCCCGAGCGGUUGAGAGCUAUCGUCGAAGAUCUUGGCUCCCCGAUUGUGUUGGGAGUCGGCCCAGUGCCCUGGAAUGGCACUACAGGGUCUCAAUCUGAGCGCGAACAGCUUGCAGAGGGAACUAUGUGGGUCGAUAUUACCAAUCCCGCAAGCUGGCGGACGGAUUGCAUUAUCCCGAACACUGUCGGAGCCUCAUCCAAAGGCCUUCGCAUUCCAUCUGAAGAUGAUCUUUGCUACUUGUUUUACACCAGUGGCUCAACUGGAAAGCCUAAAGGUGUACUCGGAAGCCAUCGCUCAGCCUUGGCCUGCGUGGAAGCAACGCUUGAGGGACCACUCUCGCAUCUUCCUGCUGGUCCGCGAGUUCGAUGGCUGAAUCUAAGCGCGCCAUCCUUUGACCCUGUCAUUAUCGACACUUUUGUGCCACUCUCCCUUGGUGGAGUUCUCUGUACUGCUGAACGUGAUCUACUUCUCACGGACGUUGAAGCAUGCGCGCGCGAGCUUCGUGCAACAGCCUCUUACGCCGUGGCCAGUCUGGCACUUCUCAUGCGACCGGAGCGCAUGCCCGCUUUAAAGACACUGAUUGUGGGUGGAGAAUCGGUGAAUGGCCGAGUGAUUGAGAAAUUUGCCAGAGUGGAAGGGGACCCGGAUGACGACAGACAUCUUAUUAACGCAUACGGUCCCACGGAGACUACAAUUUUCUGCACAGCAGAGGCUUGUGUCCAAGGCACGCGCAGCUCCGUCAUUGGAGAUGCCCUGACUUCUGCAUUCUUUCUCAUGGCUGACCCAGAUGCCCUUGAUGCGGGAGAACUGAGAGAAACCCCCCUUGGUCUCGCGGGCGAGCUUAUUGUCGGCGGGCCGCAGGUUGCUCUCGGGUACCUUAACCGUCCCGAAGCGACGGCAAAGGCAUUCAUUCCCGUUAAUGCGAUGGGCCUCCCCUCCGGCACGACACUUUAUCGCACAGGUGAUAAGACUCGCGUUGUCUGGUCCUCGGAUGGCAAGCGCAAAAUUGACUUUCUCGGUCGCUUUGGUACAGACCAGGUUAAGCUGAACGGUCGUCGUGUGGAGCUUACUGAGAUUGAGAAUGUCCUUACAAGCGCGCAAGGCGUGGCUUCUGUCGCUGUGGUGGUAGCCAACCCCAAGGAAGGUGUGCAGGCUCAGUUGGUAGCAUUUUUGACAGUCUGGGCCGACGAAGAUCGUCAGGGUGUCGCCAACAAGUGUCGCGCGGAAGCAGAGAGACUGCUACCAGAGUGGAUGUGUCCUGGGAGCUAUACUGUUUUGAACCAGCUGCCGUACACACCGAGUGGCAAGGUGGAUCGGAAGGUGUUGCUAAAGCUUGCUGCCGGUGAGACUAUGAGUGACGCCGUUGUCACAAAUGGAGGCUCCGCUUCCGAGAAAGCAGUGGAGAAGAAGCAAGACACCACCGAGCUUGAGAUGGAUUCCACAUCAAUCGUUUACCGAGGCCUUUUCGUUGCUAUUGGUGAUAAGGCUACAGGCGCAGACGCGACAACACCUCUUUUGGGCCUCGGUCUAGAUAGCUUGCGGACCAUGUUGUUCCUUCAGAGCUUACGGGAUGACGGUAUUGAGGGUUUGGCCUUGCAUCAGAUUCUAUCCUCUACCACGAUCAACGACUUGAUCAAUUUAGUGGAGCCCAAGAACCUGGCCUCAAGAUCUCUCGUGGGACAAGAGAUGGAGGUGGAUCAUGAAAGUCAUGAAAAUGUGGUCUCCAUUGAUCAAUCUCUCAUGACAAAGACAGCCGCAGAGGAAAUCGAUGGUGUGGAUGUUCUUGCUAUCGCGGCCGAUGACGAGGAAGGGAUUUUUGAACUCUCUAUCCCUGCGAAACUCCGCCAUUUCUCCCACUUUUGCUUGCCUCAAUGUACAUCGGCUCUGAAUCUCGCCCCUGCCGACAUCGAGCAGGUAUUACCAGCUACGAACACACAGACCCGCAUUCUUUAUCUCUCCACACGCCAUGAAUAUGUGGACCCAACACGCUACUCUGGUCGGCCGCAGCUCGAACACUUCCUCUACGACCUGCCUCUCAACAAGCUUGAUCCAGUACGCAUGAAACACGCUGUCGACGUUGUUUUAAGAAGACACGAUUGCUUCCGUUCAGUCUUCUGCGGCAUUAAGCAUCCACUAUCUCCUUUCGCUCUAUGCAUCCUGAACAAGGAUUCAGAGCGUGCAGCUAUCCCAACAGUCGAGAUUAUCUGCAAGUCCGAACCCAGCAAUACCAGCCUCUGGCAACAUACUCUUGUUUCCGCUCAGCGUGCUGCCGAAGGUGAUAUGACUCCAGACAGACCAGGCGUCACAGUGACUUGGGUCAGCACCCCUAACGGUUCCCGUCACGUCAUGAUCCUCUCUCUUUACCACCCCAUUUUCGACGGUGUCAGUCUGGGACAUCUCCGCGAGGAGAUUGCUGCUGAAUAUGCCCAUCUCAGCCGCCCAGCAGGUAUCAGAGACCUGACAGAUCAGGGCAGGAAGCUCACCCUCCUGCCUAUGCGCAAAACUGUCGAGCUUUUGUUCGAGAGCACCGACUGGGUGGAGAGCAUGUUCUACUGGAUGAGGCGUUUCGCAGGAGUAUCAUCUUUUCAUUUCGGAUCUAGCCAACCUGCUUCGCAGGCCGUUAUGCUACCCACCGAGCUUAGCUUAGUCGACACACACAUGCGCACCGCCUCCCUCCGCAGCAGUCUUUCCAUGGAUGAUCUCUCCAACGGCGCCCUAUCUCAGCUAGGCACAACCAUGGCAGCCGUUGUACAAGCAGCGUGGGCCAGUGUGCUUGCUCAAACUUGCACCAACGAAGGCAAGCUCGAUGUACAAUUCGGCAGCAUCUUGCAUGGCCGAAGCACACCAGACAUGUGGCGCUGCAUGGCCCCGAUGCUGACGACUGUACCAAUGCAUGUAGUCCUCCAGAAGGAUGGACAGAGCAAAAACCCUACCAACCGUGAGAUCUGUCGUUUACUAGCCACUCAGUAUGCUGAGGUUGCACCGUAUAUCGAUGUUCCUUGCCCGACCGAAGAGACGUUCGAAAUGGGAGCCGACCGAUUCGAUACUGCGCUGAACCUUCAGGCGUAUCGGAGCGAAUCUGCAUCUUCGGAUAUCGCUGAUAAAUUCCCACGGGACCUGCCUGGAUGGAGCACCGAACAUAACCUUCUAUGUCCGUAUAAGGAAGUGGAUAUCGGGUUCCCCAUUAUGAUGGAGGUGUGGCCCGCAUUCGGACCCGAUGGCCCUGAUUGGAGUGAAAAGAUGACACUGAAGUGUGUUUAUAAUUUGCGAAAGCCGGGAUAUGAAUUCUUGAAUGAGCAGUGGGUCGCUGGCAUGGUUGGUGCUUUUGAAGACUCGCUAGUGAGGCUUUUGAGAGAGCCGGACGCCGAGUACUAUGUUGGUUGA